AUGGAGGCACCCGGGGGAGAAGGGGCCCCUAAGUCGGCGAUCAGGGCGGUCGAUGAAACCUCAAUUUUGCCGUACUUUCUCGAUGAGGUACGGAGACAGGAUCUGCACUCCCCAUGCACCCAUAAUAAUAUCGGCAGCCGGGAUCGACGUACUUUGCGGACGUCAGCAUCCAACAAUUUUGGUGGAGGAUUGUCGAAGCCCCAGGAGUGGCCACUGGCGGCAGCUGUGGAGCGACGAAAGGGAAGCUCGGCAGCACUUGCUUUAGUCAACGGCGAAACACCCAGAGGGGGUGCUAGGGGACCCAUAAGUAAGGCUGACUGGUUAACGGCGUCUCUUGAAUCAGCCGUCAAGUCGUCGGAUGCCCUGCCCCUGUUCAAUCACCUGCGGACGCUGACUUCUCGGCUUUUCAGCGAAGAUGAAUCGCUCAAGAAGCAGGCUCCACGUAACGCCAAGAUGAGCUUCCAGCAGGCACAAAAGGGAAGGCUACCGUGCCUGCAAUCGCUGGACGCAGAGGACGCAGUUCGGCUUGCGCACCACUUGGCCCAAGAAAAUUCGUACUUGGAGACCUUCAUCUCGACAGACGCCCGGGUUCUGCAAAGUGCAGCUCUAAUGAAGGCCCAAAGAGAGCUCGCUGCUGCCCUACAGAGCAAUAGGCGGCUGCAACAGCAGGCAGAGAAAGACCGACAGGUCAUCGUGGAGCUGGAGUUGAGGAGCCGCUUAUUCGCUGAUGCCUACGCGUGGCUCACCAGUCACAACAGAAUGAUUCAUGCCAAAGACGCUCCUGCGCUGGUGGCUUUGUGGCGGAAAAGAGUGGCAGCAACAAGCGCAGCAAAGAGGGGGCCUGUGGCACCCGAGUUCAUCAAAGAUUUGGCUGAGGCCUACGCCGCCGUUGACUCAGAAGGGGACACUGAAACAGCGUCCGAAGAUGGGCGCGAAAAGGAGAAGGAAGAUCUCUUGGCGGCGGCAGAGUUGAGGGAGGCAGAAGCUGUGAGUGAGGCCCGGCAAGCCCAGAGCCGUGCAGCCCUGGCGGAGGCGCGGGCAGUUGCUGCAGAACAGCAACUUGCUGCGGCAAAGGCUCAGCUAGAGAGACUUACGAGCGCUGCCGCAGCUUCUGCCCUUGCUGCCGCCGCAGCUUCAGCCAGUCUCUCGUCGCCCACACCUGUGGGCGAGGGGGAGGAGCAUAUGCAUGCGGCCUUGAGAGACAGCGAGGGACGAGCAAAGACGGCUGAAAACGAAUGCGCUCGGAUGAAGACAGCGUUGGAAACCUUACAAGCCUCCCUUGACCGUGCUGCUUCAGAGCGGCAGCGUCUCGAGCAGGAACUUGCAGAGGCGGUAGCGGCUGCGGAGGCCAAGUUGACUGCACAAGCCGAACAACACGCAGCGGAACUGGCCCAACUGCAAGCGGAGCACUCUCAAGUGGUGAGAAGCUUCGAGGGAUCCGUUCAUGAGGCGGAAAAGCUCAGGAGAGAGCUCGACGAGGUGCGCCAGCAGUGCGCUGGCCUGAGCGCUGAGCUGGUGGCAGCAAAAGAGAAGGGGACCGGGGAGGGCUUCACGAACGUUGCCUCUCCUGGGGGCCUCGCAUCACCACCUGCUUCGGACAUAUCAACCCUCACCUCGGAACGCAACAGCUACAAGGCCACGGCGUUGAGGCUGGAAAUGGACAUCAAACGACUCAGUGCGAGAGCAGCAGAGGCAACGCAGCUCGAGAAGACUGUCGCUGCACUCAAAGAAAAGCUACAGGCCGGGGAGGAGCUCAAGACAGCAUACGAGGCCCUGCAGAAGGAAGCGCAAACUCUCAAGGGUCAACUGAGCUCGAGACAGAGUCCGCCCGUUGCUCCAGCGGGGCCCGAAAUUCCCGCUAAGGCGAUUGACAUCACCGCGAUAACAAGGGAACGUGAUGCUCUCAGGGAGGAAGUUGCAGCUCUUAAGAAACAACUGGCGAAGCUGCGGGAGGAGAUAGAGAUUCUCAAAACGCAAGGAAGGGGCCUCAAGAAGCCACCUGUGACAGGUCCCGAGGACACCAGCUGCGAAGAGACGACACUGGCUGCUGCGGAAGUGGCGGAAAUACUAAAAGAGCGGAAUUGCUUGCAGGAAAGAGUACGGGCCCUUGAAGAAGAGGUAGAGGCUCUUCGUGCCUCGGCAACAAGCCUUGCUCAGGCAUCACAAGCACCGAAGAGAAUUUCAUCACCCACGUCCACUCCACAGACUUCCCAGCCUCCACAAAGCAAGCAGCACCCAGCGCCGACGCCGAAGGACCGAGCUGUCCCGAUCUCCGCAGAGAUGUCAGCAAGCGCAGAGAGUGGAAUCACAGGGGAGAGGGAUAAAAUUGACAAGCCCCCCGAAGUGUUAUCGCCAUGCGUUGCGAAAGUGCAACUUGGGCCGUUGCCACCAGCAUCCCCCAACGGAGUGCUGGCUGCGGCUGUGUCUUCCGCAGAUGCUCGUGCCUCUUCGCCUAAGGCCAGUCCUGCGACUGUGGCUGUGUUGGCAAAGAAAGUCGGGCCUUCAGCGGGAGCCAAGGCGCUGCCUCCGAAGAUCGUGGGUAAGACCCUAACUGUGGCACCGUCUCAGGGGGAGCUUCAGCGGCCAGAGUCUGAGGACAGUGCUGAGGCUGCUCUUUCAAAGUAUGCAGGGCGUGUAGUUAGCAAACCGGUUCCGAGCGCGUUUAUGCCCAAAGUAGCAGUAUCUCCUGCUGCGGCUCUCUCCUCGGAAGUCACAAGCAGCCAUGGUGGAGCAGCGUGUCAGCCUGAGCCUCAGAUUGCUAGCGAGGGCAAGGGUGAGGCUGAGGUUAUAUCAACGAAGAUCCUAGGACCGUCAGCGAAGAAGAAGGUGGCUCCUUCAUUGUCGUCGAAAGCAGCGAGGCCGAAAACCGUACCUGCGGCCACAGACUUGGGAGGCGCAGAUACACGGUUGGAAGACAAUGUUGUGGCUAAGCCAAAGACUCCAGUUACAAAGACGUCAGAACCUUCUGUGGGAAUGAAGGCGCCUGGAGCAGUGCUGGAUCAGGACCGCAAAACGCAUUCUGGUGACUCCGGUGUUUCAGGUGGAGAUGCAGGGACGCCUCCACCUGCUGCUGCAGCUGCUUCCGAGAAUGCUGCAGCUAAAAGCACUGCUGCUUCUGUGGAUGCGGCGAAGAGUGUAGGGAUGACACUGCCUAAGACGUUGGCGAAGGGUACGAAGGUCCCGGCGCCG
Eimeria acervulina is the source of this 3189-nucleotide messenger RNA. RefSeq lists its product as hypothetical. The record is from RefSeq and is a predicted model, not a curated record. The annotation marks the transcript as partial. NCBI's taxonomy places the organism in Eukaryota, Apicomplexa, Conoidasida, Eucoccidiorida, Eimeriidae. The transcript has a single exon.